Molecule: messenger RNA, 1437 nt
Organism: Metarhizium acridum CQMa 102
Lineage: Eukaryota; Fungi; Ascomycota; Sordariomycetes; Hypocreales; Clavicipitaceae
Cellular component (GO): plasma membrane
Molecular function (GO): phosphoprotein phosphatase activity
Source: RefSeq, a predicted model, not a curated record
AUGGGAAAUGACGGCAACCAGUUGUCGCCCGAUGAAGGGGGAACGUCCAAGAGUGGUCGUGGCCUGUUGAAGGUGCCUUCGAGAUCCUCAUCGCAACAACGAAACCAGUCCUCGACCGCUUCCACUGGCCUGAGUGGUGCGACUGUUACCGAUCAAAGAAGUAGUAUUGAUGGCCGGUCUAAAGAGUCACGAGGCAGUGUGCCUGGGAGGCAAAGAAAUGGUAGUGCUUCAACAAAUCGAACUGGUGGCGGUAGCGAGCGUGGGCACAAUCCCGGCAGCUUCCAACCGAGCUCACCGUCUACUAGCGAGCAGAAACGCAGACGAAAGAAGAAUGGAGGGCUCUUAUCGUUAUUGGGUUGUUGUGGCGUUCCUGACACCGCCAAUACACUGGAAGAAGACGAAAGCGUGAAUGUUCAGAAAGUCGAAAAGCUUUCCCCGCGGCCAGCUACUGCAAAGUCGAGACCGCAUGCUGCUCAGGAGCAGCAACCCGGAAAGCCACUGAACGAAAAGGAACCUAGCCAGAGCGUUCCUUCUCUCGAUGAAACCGAAAACCAACCCUCAAGCAGCACACAGGAGCCCCAAUCAAGCCCCGAGCAAGCAAAGAACGAAUCGAAACAACCUGUGCCCCCUGCUGUAACUGUGGAUUACCCGCCUCGAUCGCCGGAUGAGGAUGCGGAGUCCCCAGAUAUGGCCGAGGCAACCAAUGCUGGCGACGUGGAAAUGCAAGACGAGGGGAAAGAGGAGACUGAAGAGACGCCAGUUUUGGAGGAUUCAGAGGACUCGCAACCGCGAACGAUACCACCACCUCCCGCAGCUUCCGGACCUGCAGCUGUCUCCACCGUUCCCGUAGCGGAGACUGGAGCCUCUGCUCCUGAGCCACAAUCCUGGCUUCUACCUCCAAUUGCAGCAGAGCACCAAGGCCGGAAGUGCCUUGUUUUGGACCUAGAUGAGACUCUUGUUCACAGUUCAUUCAAAAUUCUUCACCAAGCGGACUUCACAAUACCUGUGGAAAUUGAAGGCAAUUACCAUAAUGUUUACGUUAUCAAGCGACCUGGCGUAGAUGAAUUCAUGAAGAGAGUGGGUGAGCUUUACGAAGUCGUAGUCUUCACGGCGUCUGUCUCUAAGUACGGCGACCCUCUAUUGGAUCAGCUGGAUAUUCACAAGGUGGUCCAUCACCGAUUGUUCCGAGAGAGCUGCUACAACCAUCAAGGCAACUACGUGAAAGACUUGUCACAAAUUGGGCGAGACCUUAAAGACACCAUCAUCAUCGACAACUCGCCAACCUCCUAUAUAUUUCACCCACAGCAUGCUGUCCCAAUCAGCAGUUGGUUCUCCGAUGCUCAUGACAACGAAUUAUUAGAUCUUAUCCCUGUUCUUGAGGACUUGGCUGGCCCCAACGUUGCAGACGUCAGCCUGGUCCUUGAUGUCACUCUUUGA